GUGAAAUCCCACCUCUGUCUAUUGGCAGACUUGCGUCUUUUCCUGGGCCUCUGUUUCCACAUCUGUGCAAUGGGAACAGUUAUUUAUGGUGGCUGCUGAAUGAGGUAGUGUGUGUUUGAGCAAACCCAGGGGAAUUGUUCAAACAGAGGUUGCUAUGAUUAUUGCUAUAGUGACUGCUGUUGUAGUCACGCUGAGUGAGAAAAAGAGGUUGAAGAGGGUCAGGGGAGGAGUCCUGGGAAGUUCCCCAGUCACCCUGAAAAACUGGUUCAACCUCUGUCUGUGCUUCCAUCCCAGGGAGUAUAGGUGGAGCCUCCAGAGCCCAUGGACAGGGCAUGCGGGGGCUGGGCCAGCCUCAGCAGUGUCUCUAAGGCACCCUGGGAUCCCCACUGAGCUGGCCUACUUCAGACAGCCAGGGCCCACCCCUCUGGCCCCCUUAGUGUCCAGCUCGUGGCCCCUUGGCAUUUCCACAAGACGCCAAGAUGGAGAUUCCCAUGGGGACCCAGGGCUGCUUCUCAAAGAGCCUUCUGCUCUCAGCCUCAAUCCUGGUCCUCCGGAUGCUCCAAGGCUCCCAGGCAGCCCUCCAUAUCCAGAAGAUUCCAGAGCAGCCUCAAAAGAACCAGGACCUUCUCCUGUCAGUCCAGGGUGUCCCAGACACCUUCCAGGACUUCAAUUGGUACCUUGGGGAGGAGAUGUAUGGAGGCACGAGGCUAUUUACCUACAUCCCUGGGAUACAACGGCCCCAGAGGGAUGGCAGUGCCAUGGGACAGCGAGACAUCGUGGGCUUCCCCAAUGGUUCUAUGGUGCUGCGCCGCGCCCAGCCUACAGACAGUGGCACCUACCAAGUAGCCGUUACCAUCAACUCUGAAUGGACUAUGAAGGCCAAGACUGAGGUCCAGGUAGCUGAAAAGAAUAAGGAACUGCCCAGUACACACCUGCCCACCAACGCUGGGAUCCUGGCAGCCACCAUCAUUGGAUCUCUUGCUGCUGGGGCCCUUCUCAUCAGCUGCAUUGCCUAUCUCCUGGUGACAAGGAACUGGAAGGGCCAGAGCCACAGACUGCCUGCUCCAGGGGGCCAGGGAUCUCUGUCCAUCUUGUGCUCCGCUGUGUCCCCAGUGCCUUCAGUGACGCCCAGCACAUGGAUGGCAACCACAGAGAAGCCAGAAUUGGGCCCUGCUCAUGAUGCUGGUGACAACAACAUCUAUGAAGUGAUGCCCUCUCCGGUCUUCCUGGUGUCCCCCAUCAGUGACACGAGGUCCAUAAACCCAGCCCAACCCCUGCCCACACCCCCACCCCUACAGGCGGGGCCAGAGAACCACCAGUACCAGGACCUGCUAAACCCCGACCCUGCCCCCUACUGCCAGCUGGUGCCAACCUCCUGAUGAGUCCUGGCUCAGGCCAGCCGGGGAGAAGACAAGGCCCAAGGCCCCAGCCCUCCUCUGGGAGCCUCACACCUGAGACCAGCAGGACGAGGCCAUGGGGAGCUGUGGGGCCGAUGAGGUGGACUCGGCCAAGGACUCAGCAGCACAUGGGGCAGGUGUCCUGGCAGGGGGAUGGGAGACUGUAACAGGCCUGGGUCCCUGUACAGCCCCUGAAUGCAUGCCUGCCUUCAGUCUGUUCCCUCAAGCAAGCUGGCCUGGGCCAUGUGCCUGUGAAAAUCAGGCUCUGGCCCCUUUCCAUGCCAAAGUCCUCCAAGAUCUGGAUAUCUGGGGACAAGGGGGUGGCCUCAGGCCUGCCUCCCAGGCAGUUGGCUGGGCUCCCAACUGUCUGUCCUCAAUGUCCUACCCCAACUCCACCAGUGACCCUGAGUCUCUUCCCCUGGGGACAAGGCAGACACCCCGCCAUGCGGGCCUCAGGUGGCAGAGAGGCCCAGCCUCACAGGCCUGUGGCCCCACACGCCAGUCCCAGCAAGGUGACCACAGCUGCCAGACCCCUUCCCUGUUCAGGCAGGCCCAGCCCCUCUCAGAAACCGCUGCCAGCUGCUGGCCUUGGCCCCACCCUGAAUCUCACCGAGUCCCUCUGGGCAGCAGCUCCCUUCUCCACCCCGCCCCAGCCCCGGUCCCAAAUGUGGCCUCACCUUGUCCUCCCCUCCCCCAAUCUAUACAUUCAUUCAGUAAUAAAUGAGCCUUUGCUGUAUGCCAGACCCAGUUCUAGACUCUUGCAGCCUUGAUAGAAAGUAAAACAAAAACUCCUGCUUUCCCAGAGGGUCGCUCUGGCAGGGGAGAGAAUCAGGAAAUAAAAUAAUGAAUG
Molecule: messenger RNA, 2247 nt
Organism: Rhinopithecus roxellana (golden snub-nosed monkey)
Lineage: Eukaryota; Metazoa; Chordata; Mammalia; Primates; Cercopithecidae
Gene: CEACAM19
Product: CEA cell adhesion molecule 19
Exons: 8
Coding region: 480-1379 (299 amino acids)
Source: RefSeq, a predicted model, not a curated record